GUAACUGUGCCGAUGUUUAAUAGUGAUGAGUUGAAGGCUUCUGCCAUGUUCUGUAAAUCCACAGUAAAAAUGCCCAUUCCAGUAAAAUUGCAACUAACAACUCCAGAGAAAGUAGAAACCCCUCUCAAGGAAGAUGUAAAAGAACCAGUUGAGGUGAAUAUGCAAGUACCAGUCAAACUGAACAUGGAAAUACCGUCUAAGGCAAACGAGGAUGUGUUGUCCAAGGCAAAUGUGAAUGUACCACUCAAGAUGAACACGGAAGACACCGCUGAAGUUAAUGUGGAUGUUUCCCCCAAGGUGAAUAUUGAAGUUCCCAUUGAGGCUACCAUAGAAGGGCAUCCUAAGUCAAAUGUGGAAGAACUCCCCAUGGUGAGCAUGGAUGCCUCUCCAAGUGUUGGAUCAUACCCCAUUGUCAUCAUGGAGUCAUCCCCUAUUGAGAGUGUGGGAUCAUCCUCCUUAGUGAAUGUAGAAAUAUCUCCUGUGGUAAGCAUUGAUGCCUCACCUGAGGCAAGCGUAGAUACCUCACCAGAAUUAUGUAUGGACUCAGCAAGCUUGGAAAUGCCCUCAGAAGCAAACAUAGAAACACCCCUUAAAGCCAGCGGGAAAUUACAGCUUGAGGCAAGUGUGGAAGCACACCCUGAGGCAAAUGUUGAAGCAUCA
Molecule: messenger RNA, 660 nt
Organism: Nannospalax galili (Upper Galilee mountains blind mole rat)
Lineage: Eukaryota; Metazoa; Chordata; Mammalia; Rodentia; Spalacidae
Product: MAP7 domain-containing protein 3-like
Exons: 1
Source: RefSeq, a predicted model, not a curated record